Condylura cristata (star-nosed mole) is the source of this 3443-nucleotide messenger RNA. It is a transcript of the gene CDH10, whose product is annotated as cadherin 10, type 2 (T2-cadherin). The record is from RefSeq and is a predicted model, not a curated record. The coding region runs from base 431 to 2890 and encodes 819 amino acids. The transcript is spliced from 12 exons. Gene Ontology annotation, cellular component: plasma membrane; adherens junction; catenin complex. Gene Ontology annotation, biological process: multicellular organism development; cell-cell junction assembly; cell morphogenesis. Gene Ontology annotation, molecular function: calcium ion binding; cadherin binding. Lineage: Eukaryota; Metazoa; Chordata; Mammalia; Eulipotyphla; Talpidae.
UUGCAAAUGGCUGUGUGCGAGCGAAAGCCAGCGCUUCCCCAGUCUCUAACCUUCCCAUGACGAGUGCUGCAGCUCUAUCAGCAGAACCUUUCUCUCCUUGUGUGGAAGGGUUCCCCCCACCCCCCUUUUCUUUUCUUUCUUUCUUUCUUCUUUUUUUUUUUCUUCUUCCCUUAAUCAGAAGCAGUGAAUGAAAGCCAAUCAGAGUGAGCUCGCCCCGUUUUCCUCGGUUCCCUGCCGUCCAGAGUUAAAAGUGAUGCUGAGAGAAAGCUUGAGUUAGAUUGAAGUAGAACCAGGGGUAGAAAAUAACAGGCGAAAACAAACAAAAAGGGGAUCUAGUGACAAUUUCUCCGGGGUGAUUUCGGCUGGAACCAACUUCCGUUAUCCAGAAGCUGAUUUUAAAAAAGCUUUUGAAAACGUGUCCCAAACAUUGAUGAAAUGUUGGAAACCAGUUGAAAAGCAGCCAUCUCAACACAACAGGACUUCUGUCUCUUCAUCCACACUGAGAAUUGUCAAAAACCAAACUAUGACAGUGUAUCAAUUUUUGCUACUGUUUCUACUCUGGGUAUGCCUGCCACAUUUCUGCUCUCCCGAAAUGGUGUUCAGAAGGACUCCUGUGCCCCAGCAAAGAAUUUUAGGUACCCGUGUACCGAGGAGUGAUGGCAAAAUUCUGCAUCGUCAAAAACGUGGUUGGAUGUGGAAUCAAUUUUUCUUACUGGAGGAAUAUACAGGAUCUGAUUAUCAAUAUGUCGGCAAGCUUCAUUCAGACCAAGAUAAAGGAGAUGGAUCACUCAAAUAUAUUUUAUCUGGAGAUGGAGCUGGCACUCUCUUUAUUAUUGAUGAAAAAACAGGUGACAUUCAUGCCACAAGAAGAAUUGAUAGGGAAGAAAAGGCCUUUUAUACUCUACGUGCACAAGCUAUUAACAGAAGAACUCUGAGGCCAGUAGAGCCAGAGUCUGAGUUUGUGAUCAAAAUCCAUGAUAUCAAUGACAAUGAGCCAACCUUCCCAGAGGAAGUUUAUACAGCUAGUGUUCCUGAAAUGUCCGUUGUAGGUACUUCUGUGGUGCAAGUCACAGCUACCGAUGCCGAUGACCCCUCGUAUGGAAACAGCGCCAGAAUCAUUUACAGCAUACUUCAGGGGCAGCCAUAUUUCUCUGUGGAGCCUGAAACAGGUAUCAUCAGGACUGCUUUACCCAACAUGAACAGAGAAAACAGGGAGCAGUACCAAGUGGUGAUUCAAGCCAAGGAUAUGGGCGGCCAGAUGGGGGGAUUAUCCGGGACCACCACAGUGAACAUCACACUGACAGAUGUCAACGACAAUCCACCUCGCUUCCCCCAGAACACCAUCCAUCUUCGAGUUCUUGAAUCUUCUCCAGUUGGUACAGCCAUUGGCAGUGUAAAAGCAACUGAUGCUGACACUGGGAAAAAUGCCGAAGUAGAAUACCGAAUUAUUGAUGGUGAUGGGACUGAGAUGUUUGACAUUAUAACGGAGAAGGACACGCAAGAAGGCAUCAUAACUGUGAAAAAGCCUCUUGAUUACGAGAGCCGAAGACUUUACACUCUGAAGGUUGAAGCAGAAAAUACCCACGUGGAUCCACGUUUUUAUUACCUAGGACCAUUUAAAGAUACAACAAUUGUGAAAAUCUCUAUAGAAGACGUGGAUGAGCCUCCCGUUUUUAGCAGGUCCUCCUAUCUGUUUGAGGUUCAUGAAGAUAUUGAAGUAGGCACAAUCAUUGGAACUGUAAUGGCCAGAGACCCGGAUUCUACAUCUAGCUCCAUUAGAUUUUCCUUGGAUCGUCAUACUGACCUUGACAGGAUUUUCAACAUACAUUCUGGAAAUGGAUCCCUUUAUACAUCAAAGCCACUGGAUCGUGAAUUAUCUCAAUGGCAUAAUCUUACUGUUAUUGCUGCUGAAAUCAACAAUCCCAAAGAGAUGACUCGAGUGGCUGUUUUUGUGAGAAUUUUGGAUGUCAAUGACAACGCCCCACAAUUUGCUGUGUUUUAUGACACUUUUGUGUGUGAAAAUGCCAGACCAGGACAGCUAAUACAGACUAUAAGUGCAGUAGACAAAGAUGACCCUUUAGGUGGACAGAAGUUUUUCUUCAGUUUAGCUGCUGUCAACCCAAAUUUCACAGUGCAAGAUAAUGAAGAUAACACUGCCAGAAUUUUGACCAGAAAAAAUGGAUUCAACAGACAUGAAAUCAGUACGUAUCUCUUGCCGGUGGUGAUCUCAGACAACGACUACCCGAUCCAGAGCAGCACCGGCACGCUCACCAUCCGGGUGUGCGCCUGCGACAGCCAGGGGAACAUGCAGUCCUGCAGUGCAGAGGCCUUGUUGCUGCCUGCCGGCCUCAGCACCGGGGCGCUGGUCGCCAUCCUCCUGUGCAUCAUCAUUCUGCUGGUUAUAGUCGUGCUGUUUGCAGCCCUGAAAAGACAGCGGAAAAAAGAGCCUCUGAUCUUGUCUAAAGAAGACAUCAGAGACAACAUUGUGAGCUAUAACGACGAAGGCGGCGGCGAGGAGGACACCCAGGCCUUUGAUAUCGGCACCCUGAGGAACCCUGCAGCCAUGGAGGAGAAAAAGCUCCGGCGAGACAUUAUUCCCGAAACUCUCUUUAUCCCACGGAGGACUCCCACAGCGCCGGACAACACGGACGUCCGGGAUUUCAUUAACGAGAGGCUCAGGGAGCACGAUCUUGACCCCACCGCCCCGCCCUACGACUCCCUGGCCACUUACGCCUACGAGGGCGACGACUCCAUUGCGGAGUCGCUGAGCUCCUUGGAGUCGGGGACCACGGAAGGAGACCAAAACUACGAUUACCUCCGCGAGUGGGGCCCGCGCUUCAACAAGCUGGCCGAGAUGUACGGGGGCGGGGACAGCGACAAGGACUCCUAACCUCACACCUGCCCCGAUCGGACAGCCGAAGUCUCUGCACCGACCCGGCGCCAGGUCUCGCUAUUUGCUCUUCAGGAGGAUUUUCCUGCCACUCAGCACAAUGUUUUCCCAUUUCCUUGUUAAUUUGUUCAUUACUUACAUUAAUUCUUUCCUGUAGGCUGUCUCAUGGAAUAUAUACGACAUUUUAUUUAAUCUCUUCCAAGAGCCAAAGCUAUGGAAAUUCAGUGUUGUCCAUCUUAGGAAAUAAAAGAUAAUUUCAGAAACACGAACAGGAUAUUGCUCCCCUAAGCAACCUCACAAACAAGCCGCUUCUGUUAGAUACAAGUCCUGCCCUUGCAAAUGAAACUUUGAAAAAGGUGAAGAAAAAUGUUAAGGUAUAUCCUGUUCUGUACAUUAAGUUAAACAAAAAUGUACAUGUGGUGUUAGUAGGUGUGAUAUGCAACCUGGUAUACAAACGUUUGUGCAAUUUCAUUUCAUCAAAUUCUAUCUGCUAAUGUUUUAUAUUUAUAUUUUUGUAUUUAUUUUUAAAAAAAUAAACCAGUUUUUACAACUA